Abrus precatorius (Indian licorice) is the source of this 2035-nucleotide messenger RNA. RefSeq names its product zinc-finger homeodomain protein 2-like. The transcript has a single exon. Gene Ontology annotation, cellular component: nucleus. The coding region runs from base 145 to 900 and encodes 251 amino acids. The record is from RefSeq and is a predicted model, not a curated record. Lineage: Eukaryota; Viridiplantae; Streptophyta; Magnoliopsida; Fabales; Fabaceae. Gene Ontology annotation, molecular function: transcription cis-regulatory region binding; DNA-binding transcription factor activity. Gene Ontology annotation, biological process: regulation of DNA-templated transcription; regulation of developmental process.
AUACCUUUGGACAAAGAAAGAACCAAAACAAAGAGAGAGUAAGAACCCCUUCUUUUUCUUCUUCUUCUUCUCUUCUUUGUUCAAAUUUCAAAUUACCCAACACAAGACUUAUAGUAUUGAUUACAACUUCACAAUUGUUGUGGAAUGGAAUUCGAGGAAGAUCAAGAGGAGCAAGAGGAAGAGCUGUGUGUGGGAGGAGCGAGUUACGACUCGCUGCCCAACACCCGGAUGAAGAUGCCGGGUGGGGCAGAAGCAAUCAUGCUGGCUCAGCCCGUGAGGAAUAACACUGGUUCCGUCAAGGCAAGGUACAGGGAGUGCCUCAAGAAUCACGCCGUCGGCAUCGGAGGCCACGCCCUCGACGGUUGCGGCGAGUUCAUCGCGGCGGGAACAGAAGGCACGCUCGACGCUCUCAAAUGCGCAGCCUGCAACUGCCACCGCAAUUUCCAUCGCAAGGAGACCGACGCCCCCACGCUCGCCGGAGACCCAUUCUUGCUCACGCACCAUCCGCACCCCCACGCUCCGCCGCCGCCGCCGCAGUUCGCGGCGUAUUACCGAAUGCCGUCGGGUUACCUGCACGUGGGGGGACAGCAGAGGGGGGCGCUGGCGCUGCCGUCGACGUCCGGCGGCUGCGGCGGCGGAGGGACCCAGAGCACGAGGGAGGAGCAGGAGGAUGUUUCGAACCCGAGUGCAGGAGGUGGAGGGUCGAAGAAGAGGUUCAGAACGAAGUUCACGCCGGAGCAAAAGGACAAGAUGCUAGAGUUCGCGGAGAGGUUGGGGUGGAGGAUUCAGAAGCACGACGAAUCUGUUGUCCAAGAGUUCUGUAACGAAACUGGGGUUAAGCGUCAAGUUCUCAAGGUUUGGAUGCAUAACAACAAACACACUCUUGGUAAGAAGCCCUAGCAAAUUAAACCAACUAAAACCCCAGAUAAAAUAAACCAAAAAAAUUGAUAAUUUUUUCAUCUGGGGUGUGCUUCCUUCUCUCUCUCACUACGCUGCAUCAAUGGUGAACUUUUGGCUCUUUCUCUCUUCAUUUCUGAGCCGGGAGUAAUGUAUAUUGGUUAAGUAUUAUGGCGUUGGACGGUGGGGAACUUGCGUUGCUGAUAUUGUAAAAGCCUAGUACUAUAGUUCAGCGAAAUGAUUUUAGGGUUUCUUUCUAUUUUUAUAUUCUUCUCAUUUGAGAAAAAGGUUUGGCUGUGUUAGUGUUUGAGCAUGUAGGCAAGGUUUUACCUCAAUUAGAGCAUAAUAUUAUUGUUGGUGAAGUAAUUUUUGUUUUAUUUUUAUUUCAGUGUCAAAAUCAGUUUUUGUUUUUUUAUGCCACAUGUGCUAGUAUUAGCAAAUGUUGUCGUGGUAGGUGUUGUGGUAACGGUGGCGAUGCGUUUGGAAUCUCUUUUUGCGUGGACGAUAUCAGCUGUACAGAGAGAUGAUGAAGAUUUUGUUUGGAGUUUGAAACUGGAUGACGAUGAGGCUAAACCUCUAGUUUGUUUGUCUAAAUACUGAUACUCUAUCCUAAGACAGUUGUAGGAAGCAGGAACUUUCUCGGAAGCAUCAAUGCGUUCUCACCUGCAUUUCCGUUUUUCAUGUCUUUCUACACGUCUUUGCUUGUCUCUGCCUCUUUCACUUCUUCUUUGGCCAACGGCAAAGCUUUUUGGCCCCUCCCUCGCACUGAAAAAAGUGAGAAACAUCUUCGUCCUAGUGUCUGAUUUCACCAUCAUCAUCAUGCAUUUUCAAUUUUUUCGGAUUCCUAUUUGUUUUUUCUUUCUCCUUUAUUCUCACUAGCUUUGGUGAUUUCCCUUUGUAUAGUAUUCGACGUAUUUUAAUUUAUACAAAGCAAAAAUAUAGUUUUAGAUAUAUGUUAGAUUUCCCUUUGUAAUUAAACUUUAGAGUACAUAGGGCAUUAAUCGCAUACAUAAGAAUUUCUUUGUUCAUUAUUAUCACAAAUGAGAAAUCACCAACGCUUUGUUAAGUUGGUAUAUUCAAUUCAUUGUGGAGAAGGCCGGAACCAGAUAUUUGUCUGUAUCAAUCAAUAACAUUUUCU